Sorex fumeus (smoky shrew) is the source of this 2324-nucleotide messenger RNA. It is a transcript of the gene SERINC3, whose product is annotated as serine incorporator 3. Bases 122 to 1543 code for a protein of 473 amino acids. The transcript is spliced from 10 exons. Gene Ontology annotation, cellular component: membrane. NCBI's taxonomy places the organism in Eukaryota, Metazoa, Chordata, Mammalia, Eulipotyphla, Soricidae. The record is from RefSeq and is a predicted model, not a curated record.
CCGUGACGCGGACGGCGAGCUUCCGGUCUGAGGAACCGUCGCGUCUGUGAGACGCCUCCGGAGCGAGCGCCGCCGCGGUCAGCAGCGUCGGGAGCCGUGCGCUCCCCUGGGCCCGGUCAGCAUGGGGGCCGUCCUGGGCGUCUGCUCCCUCGCCAGCUGGGUCCCGUGCCUGUGCAGUGGGGCAUCAUGUUUGCUGUGUAGCUGCUGCCCCAACACUAAAAAUUCCACGGUGACUCGCCUCAUCUAUGCUUUCAUCCUCAUCCUGGGCACCGCUAUCUGCUGUAUCAUGCGCACUGGCACGUUGGACGCUCAGCUGAAAAAGAUUCCUGGAUUCUGUGAAGGGGGAUUUAAAAUCGAGACAGACAUACUAAAAGAAGAAAAAAGCUGUGAUGUGCUGGUGGAUUAUAAGGCUGUCUAUAGGAUCAGCUUCUCUUUGGCCAUUUUUUUCUUUGUGUUUUUUUUGCUUAUGUUAAAAGUAAAAACAAGUAAAGAUCCCAGAGCAGCAAUACACAAUGGGUUUUGGUUCUUCAAAAUUGCUGCUAUCGUUGGUAUCAUGGUUGGUUCUUUCUACAUUCCUGGGGGCCAUUUUACCACAGCCUGGUAUGUUAUUGGUAUAAUCGGGGCCUUCUGCUUCAUCCUCAUCCAGCUGAUACUCUUGGUAGACUUUGCUCACUCUUGGAAUGAAUCGUGGGUAAACCGAAUGGAAGAAGGAAACCGCAGGUGUUGGUAUGGCGCCUUACUGUCUUUCACGAGCUUGUUUUACAUCCUGUCGAUCGCCUUGGUCACGGUGCUCUACACGAUGUACACCAAGCCGGAUGGUUGCACGGAGAAUAAGUUCUUCAUUAGCAUCAAUCUGAUCCUCUGCAUUGCGAUUUCUGUUCUGUCAAUCCUUCCCAAAAUCCAGGAGCACCAGCCGCGUUCCGGUCUGCUACAGUCCUCCAUCAUCACACUCUACACCAUGUACCUGACGUUGUCGGCCAUGUCCAACGAGCCUGAUCAUCACUGCAACCCCGGCCUGUUGAACAUCAUCACACAUAUAACUGCACCAAGCCUGGCGCCCGGGAAUUCCACCACACCCGUCCCGAUCGAUGCUCCCUCCACCAACACCAGUCAUUUCCUGGACACUGAGAGCUUUUUGGGGCUGUUUGUUUUUGUUGUCUGUCUCUUGUAUUCGAGCUUCCGUAACUCCAGCAAUAGCCAAGUGACCAAGCUCACCCUGUCAGGCAGCGACAGCGUCAUCCUCAAUGAGACACCACUCACGGGCGCCGGGGAUGAAGAGGAGGGCCAGCCGCGGCGGGCUGUGGACAACGAGAAGGACGGAGUGCAGUACAGUUACUCCGCCUUCCACCUCAUGCUCAGCUUGGCCUCCCUGUACAUCAUGUUGACCUUGACUAACUGGUACAGCCCUGACACACAGUUCCAGAGCAUGACCAGCAAGUGGCCAGCAGUGUGGGUCAAGAUGAGCUCCAGCUGGGUCUGCCUCGCCUUGUACGUCUGGACCCUGGUGGCCCCCCUCGUCUGCACCAACCGAGACUUCAGCUGAACCUCAGGAGGCUUCCCCAAGGCUCCCUCUGCUGAAAGCCCGUCUCCUUUUACGUUUGCUUCAACUAAAAUAUUGAGCGAAUGCUUAGCAAACUUGACUGUAUCCAACUUUCUAUCAGAGGACAGGCGUGAAUAAUGCUUGAUGCAGGACCUGAAGUUGUCAUUUAUAUGUAUAUGAUGUUCAUUUGUAAGGAUUUAGUGCAGAGAGAACAUUUUUAAAGUGAUCUACAGCUGUGCUGUGGUGAGAGUUCUUUAUUUAGAUCUAUUGGUUCUACAACUUUGAUUUUAAAAACGUAAGAUAUAAAAAUGUUGGAUAUUUGAGGCCAUCAUUAAUAUAUUUCUAUUGCAGUCUCCUUAAGAGGCAAAAAAGAAAAAGCAUUUCUAUGCCAGUUUCCUUGUGAAAGUCUUUCUCUACUGUGUAAUGUAACUCUGUUCAUCCCUUCAGUGCUUGAUUGAGGUAAUACUUGGGGGACAGAGGAUGUGUGUGGGUCCUUCUGUGGAAGGGGGUGCUGUCGAGAUGGCUGCUGCUUUGACAUCUAGGGGUCUUUAUUUACAUUUUUCUACUAUGGCAGUGAUAACAUUAGAUUCAGGUCUAUGGCUUUGCCAGAAAUGUUAUAUCAAUCCAUGCUUUAUAGGUUUGGUCGAAAUGAUUCACUCGGGCAAGCAGUGCACCUUUGGUCUAUGUAAUUAUCUUGUUACAAGUAUGUACACACAAAAUGCAUGUGAAUCAUUAUAUUUGCACUAUGAAGGCAUUUGAUUAAAAUCGAAAGACUUAAGUAUGA